Pectinophora gossypiella (pink bollworm) is the source of this 617-nucleotide messenger RNA. Its product is annotated as cuticle protein 7-like. Gene Ontology annotation, cellular component: extracellular matrix. The coding region runs from base 9 to 617 and encodes 202 amino acids. The transcript is spliced from 2 exons. The record is from RefSeq and is a predicted model, not a curated record. Lineage: Eukaryota; Metazoa; Arthropoda; Insecta; Lepidoptera; Gelechiidae.
CAACCAACAUGUUUUCCAAAAUUGUAGCUCUCUGCGCAUUCGUGGCGGUGUCCCAGGGGGGACUCCUGCCCGAGCCCCACUACCAGUCAGCCGUGUCUUCCCAGAGCAUUGUGCGUCACGAUGAGGGUCAGGCUACCAAGUUGGCCUACCAAGCCGCCCCUGUCGCCUACCAUGCCGCCCCUGCCGUCUCUUACCACGCCGCUCCUGCUGCUGUGACCUACCACGCCGCUCCCGUCGCUAAGGUCGCCGUUGCCGCCCCCAUCGCCUACCACGCCCCUGCCCCCGUCGCCUACCACGCCGCUCCCAUCACUAAGGUCCUCGCUCAGCCCGAGGAAUACGCCCACCCCAAAUACGAGUACUCUUACUCCGUUGCUGACCACCACACCGGUGACGACAAGUCGCAGCACGAGAUCCGCGACGGUGAUGUUGUGAAGGGCUCCUACUCCUUCCAUGAGGCUGACGGUUCCAUCAGAACUGUGGAGUACACCGCUGAUGACCACAAUGGCUUCAACGCGGUCGUGCACAACACUGCCCCCAAGGCUGCCCCCGUGGUAGUCAAGGCUGCCCCCCUGGUCCUCAAGGCCGCUGCUCCCGUCCUCUCCUACUACCACCACUAA